AUGGCCACCAUGACGGAAUUGAGUCCCACAGCAGGGAAGACUAAACACUCCCAAGAUACGCGAGUGGAUGAGAGUCUCGUUCCCAAGAAAGUUCUAAGCUUCCGCUCCACUCGCUAUGGAAUAGCCUUUAUCGCACAUUUCUGCAAUUUUAUACUGAUGGCACAGUAUGCUGCCAUCAACAUCAGCAUGGUGGCCAUGGUCAACGGCACAAACCAUCAGUCCCAGUUUAAUGGCUCCACCGAGAGUCUGCCUCUUGACGCACUUGGUGGCUCAAAUGAUGCGCCAAACAGUCUUCCAGCAGAGGCCCCUGUGUAUGACUGGAGCCCUCAAAUCCAAGGCAUCAUUUUUGGUUCUGUCAACUAUGGCAUGAUGCUGACAACGGCUCCCAGCGGGUACCUGGCUGGAAGAAUAGGAACAAAGCGUGUGGUUGGCGUUUCUUUGGUUGUAUCCUCCCUUCUCAUUAUCUUUACCCCGCUGGCGGCUGACCUGGGGCUAGCCUUCCUCAUUGCAACUCGAACAGUCCAGGGCCUGGCCCAGGGCUCGAUAUUUGGGGGCCAGCACGCGCUUUGGGAGAGAUGGGGUCCUCCACGUGAACGAAGCCGCCUCUGCACCCUCGCUCUAUCAGGAAUGAUGCUGGGAACCUUCGCCAUCAUCCUCCUGGGUGGCAUCAUCAGCCAAACCCUCGGGUGGCCUUUUGUCUUCUAUAUCUUUGGAGGCAUUGGCUGCGUCUACUGCCUUCUCUGGUUUGUUCUGGUGUAUGAUGACCCCGUCUCUCACCCAUGGAUAAGCGUCACAGAAAAGGAAUAUAUCGUAUCUUCCUUGGCCCAACAGGUCAGCCCUUGUAAGCAGCCUCUUCCGUUCAAGGCCAUGCUUGGGUCUCUACCCCUGUAUGCCAUUUGUCUGUGCAGUUUCAGCCAUCAGUGGCUGGUCACCAUACUGAUUGUAUACAUGCCAACUUACAUCAGCUCGGUGUUCAACGUUAAUAUCAGAGACAAUGGGUUCCUGUCUGCCUUUCCUUUUAUCAUUUCCUGGGUCACUGGUAUCCUGGGAGGCCAACUGGCAGAUUUCCUCCUGACCAAGAAUUUUAGGCUCGUUACCGUGAGGAAAAUUGCCACAUUUCUUGGAAAUUUCCCCUCUUCAGUGCUCCUCGUGGCUCUGUCCUACCUCACCCCUGACUACAUCACCACAAUGACCCUCCUCAUAGUCUCAUGUGGGUUUACCCCCUUCUGUCAGUCAGGGAUCUAUAUCAACGCCUUAGACAUUGCUCCGAGGCAUUCCAGUUUUCUCAUGGGAGCCUCAAGGGAAUUCGGAUACACAGCAGCCAUCCUGGCACCCACCGUCAGCGGGUUUCUCCUCAGUCAGGAUCCCGAAUUCGGAUGGAGAAAUGUCUUUCUGUUGUUGUUUGCCAUUAACCUAUCAGGAUUGAUCUUCUACCUUGUAUUUGGAGAUGCAGUUGUCCAAGACUGGGCUAAGGACAGGAAACUCACUCGUUUAUGA
Puma concolor (puma) is the source of this 1497-nucleotide messenger RNA. RefSeq names its product solute carrier family 17 member 3 (gene SLC17A3). Gene Ontology annotation, cellular component: apical plasma membrane. The record is from RefSeq and is a predicted model, not a curated record. NCBI's taxonomy places the organism in Eukaryota, Metazoa, Chordata, Mammalia, Carnivora, Felidae. Gene Ontology annotation, biological process: monoatomic anion transport; transmembrane transport; urate transport. Gene Ontology annotation, molecular function: urate transmembrane transporter activity; toxin transmembrane transporter activity; voltage-gated monoatomic anion channel activity.